Molecule: messenger RNA, 555 nt
Organism: Punica granatum (pomegranate)
Lineage: Eukaryota; Viridiplantae; Streptophyta; Magnoliopsida; Myrtales; Lythraceae
Source: RefSeq, a predicted model, not a curated record
AUGUAUUUCGACGGUGCAGUCAAUUCUACCGGAUCCGGUAUAGGCGCAAUACUGAUAUUCCCUGACGGACGCUAUUAUUCGGUGGCCGCGAAGGUCAACUUCUCCUGCACCAAUAACGUGGCCGAGUAUGAGGCAUGCAUUCUUGGUCUACAAGCGGCAAUCGAUUUCAAGGUGAAGGAGCUAGAAGUAUUUGGUGACUUCAUGCUCACAAUCUUCCAGACGUUGGGACAAUGGAAGAUAAAGGAUGCAAAGCUGGUACCAUACGACGAGUAUCUCGAGGGGUUAGCGGAGAACUUCGAAAAGAUCUCGUUUACUUAUACAUCACGCAUGAAGAACCAAUUUGCAGACGCACUCGCGACGUUCGCUUCCAUGGUGAGCAUCACGAAGAAAAACCUUGCCGAGCCCCUCGAGAUCGAGAUCACCAAAGGAACCGCCCACUGUGACGUGAUUGAGGCAACCGAUGCGAAACCGUGGUACGAAGACAUUAAGAACUUCCUGCAAACUGGCCAAUAUCCUCCAUUCGUCGAUCGUCGUGACUGGAAGACGCUCAGGUGA